AGUCCUCCUGCAACGCGAAUGGAACUGCAGUGUUUGUUCAUUAAAAAAGAGGCUGGAGAAAAUUACACGCAAAAGGGAAUUCAAUUAACCGUGAUCCCAAAGUAUUCCCUGAUGCAUCCAUUUAAAGGACACAUGGGCACAAAAAGCAGCAUAUUUUGUUUGGGAUCAUCCAGCAAAUUGUCCACACAGUUUAUAAUCCAAGAUCAUAUGGCUGUACAUUACAAAAAUCUACUUUCAACCAAAGCUGCUGUUGACACGUCUAUGCCAAAAACCAUGUCGACAAGUAUUAAGUACAGUGAUCAGCAGAAAAGGGAGAAGCUUAAAAAAGCAGUAAAAAAGUAUCAGAAGCAAAUUCUACGCCUUCAUUCAUCACCUCAAAUGAACACCACGUCUGUCUCACCACCAACAUGCAGAAUACCUUCUGUAAAAGGACUUACUUCAAUGAAGAUAUUUAAAGGCAAUCCAGAAAAAUCUACAAAUAUCUUCCACGGCAACCUAUCAUCAGAACAAAUUAAUGGACAAGAAAUAAAUCUCUCAAAUAUAUUUCCUCUAAAAAUCUCAAAGCCAGUUUCUUCAGUCAAUACCAGACCAAGUGAAACCAUUCAAGAUGUUAUCACUUCAGGUGCAUCGCAUCUUAUAGACUACAGAAUGAGUAGCCAUGGAAGAUCUAUAAUUCCUUGCAACCAAUCAGUCAGGUUCAUUGACAAACACUUGACAAACAGAUCAUUUGAAGAUCCUCAAAAGAAAACAUUCUGCGGAGACAUCCUUGUUAAACAUUCCAAUUGGUUUACGGAAGAAAAUCAGUGUUUUACUCCAAGAAUUUUGAAGAAAGCAUCAAAGUCGUUCCUUUCAAAGUACCGCUAUUAUAAAGCGCCCAAAAAGAGGAAUACAGACAAAGCCCCUGUUCAGCAAUGCAGUCCUACAAGACUGGCUAAGAAAAUGCAAAGAUCACCUUUAGCAAAAUCAAUGUUGGCAUGGGAUAACGAACUGAAAUAUUUACAGUUUCUCAGAGAAGUAACAGAUGAUAUAUUGAUCAGAGGUUAUCAUUCCAACAAGAUCCUGGAAAAUGUUUUCAAAAGACACAUUGAAAGAAACAAAUACCACCUUAAUGAGGAUAAGCUGAACAACAUUCUCCAAAACCUGAGAGAUGAACUGCAAGCAGAUCCAACCAUCAGCUCUUCAGAACAAGGAUUCAAUCCUCUUUGAAGAUGUUUGGAGAAAAAUGUGAAUACAGAAUGAGAACCUGGGCUUAACUAAAAUUGAAUGCAGUGCAAUUCAAGCAACUAUUCCUGCCAUUAAAAAAUAUUAACAUUUGGACAAACACUCAAAUACAUUCAACUAAACACUCAAUUCAAAUAAGCAAACCACUUAAUUUAAUGGCCCAUCCUAAUGCCCCAGCCAUUCGUCUCCUUUCAAAUGUAUGGAGUUGCCGUUUCCGAUUUGCUUCAUUUUAGGAAGAAACGACAAUGUAGAUGCUGGGAAAUACCAACAACUUUGUGCCCUGUCACUGAACCCUGACAUCGGAAUAUAGUUUUGCAGACAUAAAUAGGAAUCCCGAACCUUAUUGUAGAUGCUUAGAAGGAAUUACCAGCAUCUUAAUGCAGAAAGUGUUGCAUUUCCCCACAAAGUACAGGCUAUUGUGUAUGUUUCUACCAAACUCUUACAAGCAUACAAUUGACAAACUACAGUUGGUCAAAUCUCAAGCCAAACCCCAAUAUUUUCUGUGUAUCAGCAAAUGUGGUUGCAAUUAGUAUCACUAUGCAUUCUGCUGCUCAAUAUCUGGAUAGAACAGUGCAACCUAUGCAUGCAAAAACAGAAUCUCCUCAGAAUACAAAACAGACGUGUUCUCUUCAAUUUAUUUGUCCAUCCCAAAGGUCAGAAGGCAAGUAAUACUUUAGUACCCACUGAGUUACUCCAGCAUUUUGUGUAAUAC
Amblyraja radiata (thorny skate) is the source of this 1933-nucleotide messenger RNA. Its product is annotated as spermatogenesis-associated protein 7 homolog. Gene Ontology annotation, cellular component: rod photoreceptor outer segment; photoreceptor distal connecting cilium; axoneme. Gene Ontology annotation, biological process: photoreceptor cell maintenance; microtubule cytoskeleton organization. The coding region runs from base 19 to 1206 and encodes 395 amino acids. Lineage: Eukaryota; Metazoa; Chordata; Chondrichthyes; Rajiformes; Rajidae. The record is from RefSeq and is a predicted model, not a curated record. The transcript is spliced from 11 exons.